This is a messenger RNA of Amphimedon queenslandica, 1513 nucleotides long. RefSeq lists its product as uncharacterized. The coding region runs from base 93 to 1076 and encodes 327 amino acids. The transcript is spliced from 2 exons. Gene Ontology annotation, molecular function: sequence-specific DNA binding. The record is from RefSeq and is a predicted model, not a curated record. NCBI's taxonomy places the organism in Eukaryota, Metazoa, Porifera, Demospongiae, Haplosclerida, Niphatidae.
ACCGUAUUGUUCUAAUGCGAAAAAAAUUUCAUAAUAAUUUCAAUCAGCCAUUUUGGAGCCCUAAAUCCAGUGGCCAUACUGUGUAAAAGUGUAUGAAAUUUGUUGUUAUGCCUUAUUGCUGUGCUGUAAACUGCAACAAUCGCUCUAAGAAGGGACUGGGAAUAUCUUUCUUUUGUUUUCCCACUGAUCCUGCCAAAAGAGAGAGAUGGAUAGCUGCUAUCAAGAGAGAUAAUUGGUCACCUUCAGAGUAUUCUCGAGUCUGCAGUAGGCACUUUGUAACUGGUAAACAUUCUGAUGAUCCCAGGCAUGUGGAUUAUGCCCCAUCAAUAUUUCAUUACAAUGCAAGGGCUGACACAGAGGAUCAUGGUGCCGCUAGCAUGGAAAGGUACCACAGAGCAGUUAAAAGGGCAAGAAAUGUAGCUGUGCCUAUGACUAAUGGGCAAUGUAGUGAUCGGGUCACUCGAAAUGCUGCCACCAAUCAGUCUCAACAAUCUGACACAGUUGUAAAUGACGUUUGUGAUUUUCCCAUUUGCGAUAUUGAUUUUGGUGAAAUAUCAUCUGAGGAGGACAAUAUUGCAGCUGGAGUUGAGACUAAUAGAGAUUCAGGAAGUGAAUUAGGUGAUAUCCCUGAUGAAGAUAAAUCAACUCUAUCUGAGUCUGAGGAUGAUUUUGAGGAGCAUGAGUGGUUCGAUGAUUCGUUUAAUGACGAGGAUUCUAAUGAUGAGAAGCUUGAUAAUGAUUCAUCUGAUAACGAUGAACAAUUACCGGUAGCAGAGAUAGAACAAAAUCAAGAUAAUCACAUUGUUUUCUUAGAAAAAGAUCUUGCUGAAUCUGAAUACGAGAUUUGUUCAUUGCAACUGGAUAACGAGUUAUCAACACAAAGCAACGAAGAAAUUCAAACACAUUGUAGCAGUCUCUCAGCGCUAGUUCAGUCUCAAGCUCAGCAAAUACUGCAAUUAAAGACAAUGUAUUUAAGAUCUGUAAGGGAAUCAAUUGCUUUACGGGGUAAUAAAUUUGAUGCUAGUAUUUUAAUUAAUGAUGAUGAGAAAGCUGUUUUACACAGGCUUAAAAUUUGAUGUGUUCAACAAGAUAUGUGAGCUACUAAGGUCAUCAGCUGAAAGACCUAUUCUAUCAUCAUGCUCUCUGGAAGAUUAAUUAUUUUAUACUCUGGUGAAAUUGCGACUAGGUCUUCUGAAUAAGGAUUUAGCAUACAGAGCAAAGAUUAAUAUGGGUGCUAUGUCUAAUGUAUUUCAUCACUGGAUUACCAUACUCUACAGAGAUCUUAGGCAGCUCAUUAUUUGGCCUGAGGUAUCUGCUCUUCAAGAGAACUUACCGAAGUGCUUUAAAGGACGUUUUAGCCGUGUAGUAUGCAUCAUCAACUGUUUUGAAGUCUUUAUACAGAGGCCUAAAUCUUUUGACGCAAGAGCUGCAACCUACAGCAACUAUAAAAAGCAUAACACCAUCAAGGUAUUAAUAGGUACAUCACCCACUGGCUCUAUUACUUUUAUCAGCA